CAGCCCCAAAACACUCGAAAUAUUUGGAAAAGCAUCUGAUAAGGUUAGGAAAUCAUUUUUUAUUGGAGUAGAUGUAUCGGAAGCUAGUGACCAUGACGAAGAAGGCCUUUUCUUCUUCUUCUUCUUCUUCUUCUUCAGCUUCUGUUCAACUUCUCUACGAUCUCUGCAAAAAGACGUUUACGCCCUCAGGAACACCUCCUCUUUCUCCUCAAUCCAUUCAAAAGCUCUGCUCUCUCUUGGACACAAUUGGUCCUGCUGAUGUUGGGCUCAAAGUGGAAAAUCGAGAAGAUGAUAGAGGUCAUGGUUUUUUUGGACUUAAUCGAUUUAAUAGGGUUGAUCGAUGGGCUCAACCAAUAACUUAUGUGGAUCUACAUGAAUGCGAUAGUUUUACAAUGUGUGUAUUCUGCUUUCCAACUUCUUCGGUUAUUCCACUCCAUGAUCAUCCUGGGAUGACUGUUUUGAGCAAAGUUCUCUAUGGCUCUUUACAUGUAAAAGCUUAUGAUUGGGUUGAGCCUGAACGGAUACAGAGAGGCAUGGGACCAAAUUACCCACCAGUGAGAUUGGCUAAGUUGGCGGUUGAUAAAGUUGUAACAGCACCCUGUGGAACCUCAGUUUUGUACCCAAAGAGUGGUGGGAACCUUCAUUGUUUUACAGCAAUCACCCCUUGUGCUGUGCUCGACAUUCUUGCACCCCCUUACCAAGAAGCCGCUGGCAGAAAAUGUAGUUACUACCGUGAUUACCCUUACUCCAGCUUCUCUACAGGUAUUGGAGAUGAGAUAAAUGAUGGCAAUGAAGAGGAUUAUGCAUGGCUUGCACAGAUAGAAACACCUGAUGAUCUCCAUAUGCGCCAGGGAGAAUAUAAAGGCCCAGCUAUUCAAGUUUAGCUCUGGUUGGUUGUGUAUGUUUUGAAGACCCAGCUAUUCAAGUUUGGCUUUGGUUGCAUUUGUUGGUGAUCGAUCACGUGUGUCCUGCACAUUUGAAUCAACAUGGAGGUCCCGUGAAGACUGAUUUGCAUCUGCCGUGCUCGUGCAGUGUUCUAAAAGGGUUCUCUUCUUCAGUGAAAACAUACUUCAAGCAGUGAGUCUUGUUUAUCUAAUGUACAUUCAAAUUCUCUGAAGCUGUAUGAAUGAUUUGUCCACAUAUUGUAACUUACACGGCGAUGCUCUUAAUCUGAUUGGUCAAUUCUCUCAAAAGAUGUGUGGGUUUUGGUUAAUGCUUAUUUUGUGUU
Camellia sinensis is the source of this 1228-nucleotide messenger RNA. Its product is annotated as 2-aminoethanethiol dioxygenase, putative (DUF1637). NCBI's taxonomy places the organism in Eukaryota, Viridiplantae, Streptophyta, Magnoliopsida, Ericales, Theaceae. The record is from RefSeq and is a predicted model, not a curated record. Gene Ontology annotation, molecular function: oxidoreductase activity, acting on single donors with incorporation of molecular oxygen, incorporation of two atoms of oxygen.